Molecule: messenger RNA, 4270 nt
Organism: Columba livia (rock pigeon)
Lineage: Eukaryota; Metazoa; Chordata; Aves; Columbiformes; Columbidae
Gene: NPY5R
Product: neuropeptide Y receptor Y5
Exons: 4
Coding region: 2562-3893 (443 amino acids)
Biological process (GO): G protein-coupled receptor signaling pathway; chemical synaptic transmission
Cellular component (GO): plasma membrane; neuron projection
Molecular function (GO): neuropeptide binding; peptide YY receptor activity; pancreatic polypeptide receptor activity
Source: RefSeq, a predicted model, not a curated record
GCGGGGCGGCUGCGCAAGUUUGCGCGGGGCAAAUGCACGGUAGUCGUGGGGUUUCGCUUCAGCUGCGGGGAGGGGUGGUUGCCGCGUCUCCGGCGAGGGCCGGCCCCGUCCUGUCCCCGCUGCCCUCAGUUCCAGCCGCGGCGGCUGCGGGGUCCCCGUGGCCCCUGCCUGGGGACGGACGGGUGUGUGGUUUGGGACGCAGAGCGGUGCGGGGCGCACAAUGCAAAGUGAUUCUCUGGCGAGGUGUAGAAGGGCAAAAUUAACGGCCCUUCCCGUUUAGGGGAGUUGUGUUUGUUUUUUUUCCCAUUGCAAGCCGGGAGCUGCCAUGCUCCGUGGCAUGAGAUGUAGUAGUGCAUCUCAAGUUUUCUGUUCUGAUCUACAGAUACCCCAUUGUAUUGCAUAACAUGUCCUUGGAGCUGGAGAAAUAAUCUAAUUAGUUGGCUUUUGCUUAUUUUGGAAAGCCAUAUUCCUAUUUUCCAGGGUAAUGUUGCAUUUCUUUUAGUUAGGCACAUGAAGACACAUACCACUAACAUGCACGCAAAUCCAUUUUGCUCUAUUUAUGAAGUAAUCUUAAUUCUCACAGGUUCUCGACUAGUUUUUGUUGUUGCAUAAAGUCAUAUUUGAAGCAGCAGCAUUUCAUCUUUGGCUUAUGUUGUGCAUACGACUCUUCAAUGGUUUCUGCUUUUCGCUCAAACGUUAUCUCAGUUUUUAAUGAUGUGAGGGCAUAAUUUCUCAAGUAGCUAAGUGCUUUCUUUAAGCUUAGGUGGUCAGGCACUUACAGCCUGUCGUUAACUCUUUGUGUAGAAGUUUUAAGACUUUUUCUGACUUUGUUUUCUGUACAGCCCUGAUACCACUCCACUAUUACAGGGGCAGAAAGCCUGUAUUUCUUAGAGAGUUUUCACAUUUUGCUUCCUUUCUAUAUGUGCUUGUCUUUAUUUGAUUUUAAGUUAGAAAAAGGUCUCCUAAGACUGUUUAUUGUUCACAGCUGUAAAGAUAAAUUGUCCUGUAUAGGCACUGUUAUACAGACUGAACUGACUAUACUAUACAGGCAACUAGCCAGUCAGAGUCAACUUAACAGAUAAUAAUAUUGUAGGAUAUAAGUUCUUAUCCAUGAAUAAACCUUAAUAUAAGUAUCUCAUCUAAUAGAAGGACGAUCUUCUGAAAAAAAAAAAAGCCUUCAGAGGAGGAUGGUUGCCUGCCUAACCUUUGUGUUCUUGAAAAUUUCCCCUUAAAUGUGUAGAGAAAGAGAAAUACCUAGCCUAUUCACUUUCCUAAAUUAUGUUUUAUGGAUAUUGUAUUUUAAAUACUAGCCUUAAGUGGAAUAACAAAAGAAAUUAUAUUUUAAACAUACUAAACUAGCAUAUUUUAUGUUAUGUGGUACCUCUAACUCAGCUAAACCUGAAUAAUGGUUUAAGUUCUCCUUUUUGCUCCCUGGCCUUAGAACAACUGCAACUGAAAACUCCUCUGAAGCAUGCUUUUGGUGAAAAUAAGUCGCAGUGUUCAGAGAGUCAUACUGAGGUAUAUAAUAGAUUAAUGUGAUUUAAGGAGGCGUUACUUGAAAUCUUUUGAGAUCAUGGUACACCAAGUGUCAUAAAAUACAUAUUACUGUAAAAGGUGACCACAAAUACUCCUUGCAUUUGAAGUUAACUGCAUUCAGUUCUUAUAGUAAAUAUACAAAUCCAUUCUGGAUCCUACGAUGAAACAGCAGUCUCUCCUGCCUUGUGCAGUCUAGCCUCCUGUCUCAAGCAUCUCAUUGAAACUAAAGGAAACAACCAAACCCACUUCAAGCUCACAGUCUAUGAGCUCAUGCAGGUGCAGCUGAGCACAGUCUCAGGGAGUGUAUGCAGACCAGGAAUAACAGAAAAGGGACCUCAUUUGCUUGACUGAUUGAUAUAGGAGAUGAAAGAGAUCCGACUUUUGGAGCUGACAGGUAGAAAAUCUCCAUCAGGUACCUUCAGAUUGAUUAAAUUUGGUCUUGAAAACAGGCACAAAAACACCCUGGUGCUGUGGUGCAUUCAUUUUAUAAAUACACUUCAAAUAGGAGGAGAAUGCUUUCAAAAGAAGCUAAUUAUUUAAUUCCAUUACUCACAGUGGGAUUUUCAGGAAUCAUUUCCAUGAAAGCUCUGGCCAUGUGCUGCACAAUCGACAGAGGAAGAAUGAGCAAAUCUCCAAAAAUAGGAGUCGCUUUUAAAACAAAGCAGGAAGAUAAAUGCCAAUAAGUGCAGACAGCCCUAUGAAAUCAGAGGUUUCAAACCUGCUAUCAGGCAAUGGGAUGCUCAAUUCAUAACGUUCUCUUAAUCUGUGCAAGAUAUAAACUGGAAAAGGGAAGCGUCCAAGAAAAAAGAAAAUUGCCCAGAAUUUUGCUAAUGGAUUUUCAGUACUUUUCCCUUCUACUUGAGCAAUGGUUAAAAUAUGUUCAACACUUAACAGAAGAUGGUUUGCAUAUGCACCACAUUAGGAAUUCCAUCUUGGAUCACUGACAGUGGAUCUCCUUAUAAACUGAUGCUUUUUGAAAGCUCUCACCUAUUUUGUGUCAGUGGUCUACUAGCAAGGACUGUAAAAUGGAUUUAGGAUUCAAAGACCAUAACAACAGGACACCUACCAAGAACACCUCUGCUACUACAAAGAAUUUUUCUGUCUGGGAAGACUAUAAGAGUAGUGUUGAUGACAUACAGUAUUUUCUUAUUGGUCUUUACACGCUUAUAAGUCUGGCUGGCUUUAUGGGAAAUCUGCUUAUACUAAUGGCUCUACUAAAGCGCAAGCAGAAGUCAAUAAUAAACAUUCUUAUUGGUAACUUGGCCUUUUCUGACAUCUUAGUUGUGCUGUUUUGUUCACCUUUCACACUGACAUCUGUCCUGCUUGACCAGUGGAUGUUUGGCACUAUCAUGUGCCAUGUAAUGCCCUUCCUCCAGUGUGCAUCAGUUCUAGUUUCAACUUUGAUGUUAAUAUCUAUUGCUGCAGUCAGGUACCGUAUGAUAAAAUACCCCCUUUCUAGCAAUUUAACAGCAAAACAAGGCUAUUUUUUAAUAGUGACCAUUUGGGCCGUUGGCUUUGCCAUUUGCUCCCCUCUGCCAGUUUUCCACAAAAUUGUUGACCUCAGCAAAACUCUGAAUGUAGAGCUACUGGAGAACAGGCUCUUGUGUAUUGAGUCAUGGCCUUCUGAUUCCUACAGAAUCGCCUUUACGAUAGCCUUAUUGUUCAUACAAUAUAUAUUGCCGAUGGUGUGUUUAACCGCUAGUCACACCAGUGUCUGCAGAAGCGUAGGUGCCAGACUGUCAACCAAGGAAAACAAGUUUGAAGAAAAGGAGAUGAUAAACCUAACCCUUCAUGCCUCUAAGAGUACCGGCAUGCAGGUGCAGCCCUCCAGCCAUUCCAGAUGGAGCUGCACCUUUGGCAGAAAACACCACAGAAGAUACAGUAAAAAGACUUCGAGUGUGAUGCCAGCUAUUUCAAGGCACCAUCAGGAUACUCAUCCCAGAGACCUCCCAGAAUCCUCUGGCACAGAAAAAAGCCAGCUCUCUUCCUCCAGUAAAUUCAUCCCCGGGAUACCGAUCUGUUUUGAGAUGAAACCAGAAGAAAAUACAGAGAUCCAGGACAUGAUUACAGUAUCCCGAUCCAUCAUCAGAAUUAAGACAAGAUCUAGGAGAGUUUUUUGCAGGCUGACAGUACUAAUCCUAGUAUUUGGUUUCAGUUGGAUGCCUCUUCACCUUUUCCACAUCGUGACAGAUUUUAAUGCCACUCUCAUUUCUAACAGACAUUUUAAAUUAGUAUAUUGCAUAUGCCAUUUACUGGGUAUGAUGUCCUGCUGCUUGAAUCCCAUCCUCUAUGGGUUCCUUAACAACAGCAUAAAAGCAGAUUUACUGUCUCUUAUUCCAUGCUGCCAAAUACCAUGAUUUUAUGCACCCUAAGAUAAAAUAAACAAGUUUGGCUUUCAAGCCUACUAAUGUGUAAAAGCUAAAUUAGUUUAGUUUAGUUAGUCUGACUUGGUUGUGAUUAGUAGCAUUUUGUGUGAGUGAAUAGCUCUAUGGUUGCAUGUAUUUCUUGCAUUGACGGAAGUAUAUACAUAUAGUAUAAUAUUCUAUCUGUUGCACAUAGGAAAUCAUGCCCUUUGUACAAAACAAGAAUACCAUUUUCAUUACCUGAAAUAUUGGCAGUCUGUACUGUGGAAUUAUACAGAAUAUAUGAGUAAUAAAUGGAAGACAGACUGCUUAAACAUAUCAGUAUUAACUGUCAUAAAACUAUAAUAAAAUACAUACAAUUUACUAAAUGA